Molecule: messenger RNA, 1452 nt
Organism: Lottia gigantea (owl limpet)
Lineage: Eukaryota; Metazoa; Mollusca; Gastropoda; Lottiidae
Exons: 3
Molecular function (GO): protein binding
Source: RefSeq, a predicted model, not a curated record
UUAGACUGUGUCAAACUUUUGGUCGAAAAUGGAGCAGAUAUCGAUAUAAAGGACAGCAUGUACAAUCAAACAUCGUUAGUUAUGGCCGCUUGUCUUAAUGUCCCAGACCUGGUAAAAUAUUUCAUAGAAAAUGGUGCUGACUUGACAUCGUGUGAUUCAAAGAAAAACACAGCUCUACACUAUCUCUGCAAAAAUCCCGAGACGAAAGAUUCUAUUGAUUGUAUUCAACGAAUUGUUGAGAAAAUUAAAAUUGCAAAUUGUUUGCAGAUCAUUGAUUCACAAAAUGUUCGCUCUAAGACGCCAUUAUAUUUUGCUGUGAAGUCAGGCAACGCACAGAUUGUGGACAUUCUUGUGGAAGCCGGAUGUGAUGUGACUGAAACACGGCCCAAUAACACUUAUACCAUAUUGUCUGUAGCUAUCUUUAUGAAAGCAAUUCUGAAUCCCACCAGCGAUAUUGUCGCCAAGCUUAUCACUGCUGGUAGUAAUGUAAACGCUUCAGAUGUAUAUGGUUACACACCGCUGAUGCAAGCAGCGUCUUGUAAAGACUUGGAUUCAAUGAAAUUGCUAAUCCAACACGGGGCAGAUAUACAUUCAGAAAACUGUGGUGGAGACGGUAUAGUAGAUUAUUGUUUGAGAUAUAGGUAUAUUGAACGGUGCGAGAGAAUAUCAGCAAAGGAUGUUCUAGAAUUGGUCCAUAAAACUGGUGCUCGGUUGAAGAUCGAUGACAUUGCGGAGAAAUAUGUCUAUGAUAUAAUGAAUAAUUCUGAUACUGAUACCUUAGAAUACCUGAUAUCAAAUGGACUUGAUAUCCAUCAUAUUGGUAAAAACAAUCGCAAUAUUCUUCAUCUCCUGUCUCGUCUCGACAUGAACGGAUUUAACAAAAUCAAACCAUAUUGUGACGAGGCAGACGUUAACCAACAAGAUACAGAUGGUGAUACACCUUUGAUGUUUGUUGUUAAAAUAUUCCCGUUCCAUUUUUUAAUUGAUUAUUUUCUAGAAAGAGGUGCGGAUGUUAAUUUGAGGAAUAAAAAAGGACAAACACCGCUAAUGAUUGUUGCUGACGAAAAUGAUACAGAAAUACUUCAAGAAUUGAUUUACGCUGGGGCGGACAUCAUUGAUUCACAAAAUGUUCGCUCUAAGACGCCAUUAUAUUUUGCUGUGAAGUCAGGCAACGCACAGAUUGUGGACAUUCUUGUGGAAGCCGGAUGUGAUGCUGACGUUAACCAACAAGAUACAGACGGUGUUACACCUUUGAUGUGUGUUAAAAAAUUCUCGUUCCAUUUUUUAAUUAAUUAUUUUCUAGAAAGAGAUGCGGAUGUUAAUUUGAGGAAUAAAAAAGGGCAAACACUGCUAAUGAUUGUUGCUGACAAAAAUGAUACAGAAAUACUUCAAGAAUUGAUUUACGCUGGGGCGGACGUUAAUAUUCGAUCACAAGAUGGACGAACAGCUUUG